This is a messenger RNA of Camelina sativa (false flax), 1301 nucleotides long. RefSeq names its product 14-3-3-like protein GF14 omega. The record is from RefSeq and is a predicted model, not a curated record. NCBI's taxonomy places the organism in Eukaryota, Viridiplantae, Streptophyta, Magnoliopsida, Brassicales, Brassicaceae.
UUCACUCUUUUCCUCUAAAACGCAUUAAUCACUUUUUUUCCCCUCAUUAAACACACCACACCCAAUUCAUUCUCAUCGUCCUCUCUCUCUCUCUCGCUCUUGACCUAUACAACACACCGAUCCUCAAAUCCAAAACCGUCCCCUCUUUUUGAUCUCAGAUCUCAGAUCUCUCAAGGAACAACAACAACAAACAAUGGCGAUUUCUGCGCGUGAAGAGUUCGUAUACAUGGCCAAGCUCGCUGAGCAAGCGGAGAGGUACGAAGAGAUGGUAGAGUUCAUGGAGAAAGUCUCCGCCGCCGUCGACGGAGAUGAACUAACCGUCGAAGAGCGUAAUCUUCUCUCCGUCGCUUACAAGAACGUGAUCGGUGCUCGCCGUGCCUCGUGGCGUAUCAUCUCAUCGAUCGAGCAGAAGGAAGAGAGCCGCGGUAACGACGACCACGUCUCGGCGAUCCGUGAUUACAGGUCUAAGAUCGAGACGGAGCUCACCGGGAUCUGCGACGGUAUCCUCAGGUUGCUUGACUCUAGGCUCAUCCCUGCCGCUGCUUCUGGCGAUUCCAAGGUCUUUUACCUCAAGAUGAAGGGUGAUUACCACAGGUACUUGGCUGAGUUCAAGACUGCUCAAGAGAGGAAAGACGCCGCCGAACAUACUCUCUCCGCUUACAAAUCCGCUCAGGAUAUUGCCAAUGCAGAGCUUGCUCCAACUCACCCAAUUCGUCUUGGUCUUGCAUUGAACUUCUCUGUGUUCUAUUACGAGAUCCUCAAUUCUCCUGAUCGUGCUUGCAACCUCGCCAAACAGGCCUUUGAUGAAGCGAUAGCGGAGUUGGACACUCUUGGUGAAGAAUCAUACAAAGACAGUACCUUGAUCAUGCAGCUUCUUCGUGAUAACCUUACUCUAUGGACAUCCGAUAUGCAGGAUGAUGCUGCGGAUGAGAUCAAGGAAGCAGCAGCAGCAGCGCCAAAACCGACCGAGGAACAGCAGUGAUCUUUUGAGUGUGAAACUGCUAGUUUUCUAGGGUUUGGAAUUUCUUCUUUUCUCGUCCAUAUGUUUUUUUUCUUAAUCAUCUAAAAGGUCGCCCUUGCCAUUUCGCUUAUCUUCAAAAGCUUAUUAUUCGUUCAUCAUAUUUGUGGCAAGUCCGAACCAUCAUCAAUCAUCUUUUUUAUUUUAUUUUAUCUCUUUUGCUUGAUUUUCUUUCUCUUUUUAUUUUUGGUUGUUAUUUUUUUCAAUGUCUCUAUGCAAUGGAAACCUUUUUCUUUGUUUUCUCAUCAAUUUGAAGAUCAUGAAGUCAGUCUCUUGUCUCUUA